Molecule: messenger RNA, 2369 nt
Organism: Callorhinus ursinus (northern fur seal)
Lineage: Eukaryota; Metazoa; Chordata; Mammalia; Carnivora; Otariidae
Gene: ZNF285
Product: zinc finger protein 285
Biological process (GO): regulation of transcription by RNA polymerase II
Molecular function (GO): RNA polymerase II cis-regulatory region sequence-specific DNA binding; DNA-binding transcription factor activity
Source: RefSeq, a predicted model, not a curated record
AUGUUGGAAAAGGCCUGAGUUCCUCACCACGUGGGCUUCUCUACAGGACUACCCGAGGGCCUUCAUGACACGGCAGCUGCCUUCCCUCAGAGCAAGUGGCCAGAGAGGAGAGCGCAAGCAGGAAGCCACAGGGCCUUCUGUGACCCAGUCUCUGAAAUGACCAUCCCUUCUGCUUUCUUCUCUUCCUCAGGAGUCACUGAGUUUCUGGGGAGGGGCAUUAGGUUCCACCUCUUGCAAGGAGUUCCGGAGAACUUGUGGAUGGAUCUACAAAAAACCACCAUACCUACUAACAGCAUGGGAGAGUGAUUCGGUUCAGUCCUUUCUACCUGCUAGAGGCCGUCCUCGAGAUCCCACUGGGUUGCCUAAAGUUUACCCAGGUGCCAGUCGGCUGCUGCUAUGUUAGUGGCAGCAAGGGAUACAAGAGCGUCAAGGGAGUGCUGUAACCACUAUGGAUUGGUUGGAGUCAGGCGUGGAAGUGCGGUGCUUUCUCUGCAAAAUCAGGAACAAUGAAUUCUACUUUCUCAGGCUCCUGCUCCUUCCAAGAGGAAGACAGUAUGAUUAAAUUCCAGGAAGCUGUGACCUUCAAGGAUGUGGUGGUGGUCUUCACGGAGGAAGAGCUGGCUCUACUGGACAAGGCCCAGAUAAACCUGUACCAGGACGUGAUGCUGGAGAACUUCAGGAACCUUGUUUCAGUGGGAGACAGGAUUAAAAACAACAUUUCACAUCUUCAGGGGAAAGGGUUGAGUUAUCUCUCUCAAAAGGUGCUCUACUGCUGGCAGAUUUGGAAACAAAGGAUCAGUGAAUUAACUGUGAGUCAGGAGUAUGUCAUGAAUCUUCAAGGAAAUUAUCCCCAAUAUUUAGAAGGAGAUGUUUCUCUCUGUGAAGAGUGGGCAGGAGUGUCUCUUCAGAUUUCUGAAAAUGAAAACUAUGUAAUAAAUGCCAUUAAUUUAGAAAAUCAAGAUGGCACAGAAGGGAAAGGCCUGACACAAGUCUUUACCCCAGAAUCUUGGAAGGGAGCCAACAUGAUGACUGAGCCCCAGAAUUCUCAAGGACAAUAUGAGAGAAUGCAUGUGGAAGAGAAACUGUAUGGAUGUGCUCAGUGUGAUGACAGCAUCAGUCAGACAUCAUAUGAUCAUGGUGAUUCCCAAGAAUGUAAAGAAGAGGAACCUUGUAGCUACACUGACUAUGGGAAACACUUGGCUAUGAAAUCAACAGCCAAACAACAUAACGUGGUCCUUGUGGUGCCACAACCUGUCAAACGUAAUAACUAUGAUGUGGGCUUCAUAGAUGGUGCAGACCCUCCUGUUCAUCACAGCGCUCACAUAGAAAAGUCUUGUAGAUGUGACCAGUGUGGAAAGGACUUUAGUCAGAGCUCAGAUCUUAUUGUUCAUUAUAAAACUCAUUCAGAUGACAAAGCUUAUGAAUAUCAAGAGUGGGCAGAGGGCUGCAAGCAGAGCCCAGACCUUCCGAGAUAUCCAAAGGUCCCCUUGGAAGACAAACCCUAUAAAUGUCUCGAAUGUGGCAAGGUCUUCAGGCGUAACUCCUCUCUUCACAACCAUCACCGGGUCCACACAGGGGAGAUGCCCUAUAGAUGUGAUGUGUGUGGGAAGGGGUUCGGAUUUAGGUCACUUCUUUGUAUUCAUCAGGGAGUCCACACAGGGAAAAAGCCCUAUAAAUGUGAGGAGUGUGGGAAGGGCUUUGAUCAGAGCUCCAAUCUUCUUGUCCACCAGAGAGUCCACACUGGAGAGAAGCCCUACAAAUGCAGUGAGUGUGGCAAAUGCUUCAGUUCAAGCUCUGUUCUUCAAGUCCACCGGAGGCUGCACACAGGGGAGAAGCCUUACAGGUGCGGUGAGUGUGGAAAAGGCUUCAGCCAAAGCACACACCUCCACAUUCACCAGAGAGUCCACACAGGGGAGAAGCCCUAUAGAUGCAACGUGUGCGGAAAGGCUUUUGCAUACAGUUCAGUUCUUCACACUCAUCAGAGGGUUCACACGGGAGAAAAGCCUUACAAAUGUGAAGUGUGCGGUAAAGGCUUCAGUUAUAGUUCAUAUUUUCACUUACAUCAAAGAGACCACACCAGAGAGAAACCGUAUAAAUGUGAUGAGUGUGGUAAGGGCUUCAGUCGGAAUUCAGAUCUUCAUGUGCAUCUCAGAGUCCACACAGGAGAGAAGCCCUAUAAGUGUAAAGAAUGUGGGAAGGGCUUCAGUCGUAACUCAUAUCUUCUUGCUCACCAGAGAACACAUGCAGAGGAGGUGCAAUAUACAUGUUGUGAGCAUGGCAAUGGCUUUAGUUAUAGCUCAGACCUUCUUACUCAUCAAAGACUACACAAGAGGACAGAAACGUACUCAAUGUAAUUCUCAAAGGGGCCA